UUUGAAAAUCUUGAAAAUAGAACUAACUCUUAGAGAGCAUUAUAAACAAGAAUUGCAGAUAGAGCUACUGGUCUCAAUUAUAUAAUUAUUAUAGCAUAGUUGACUGUUACCACAUAAUGCUAAUGGCCAUGUUAUGGAGAAGUGCCAGGAUGGAGAAGUGGACAAUAACACUUAUAGGAAGCCAACAAUCAAACAAGACUAAACUAUAUAAAAGUUAGUUGUGCGGCCACAUUGUGUAGUAAUCGUGUUACAGCUAAAACCAGCCAUGGAGUUAGAGAGGAAUUUCACAAAGAUGUUACCGCAGUUUGAGAACGAGAUGCAAUAUAAUGGUUAUAACCUAACAACAGAUGUGACAUUGUUCUCAUCGCCCAUGAACUUGACGUGCAAGUUGCCAUCCUAUUUGGGACAGCCAGGCUAUAACUGGCCCGCACUCGGAUUAUUUGCCUUUGUCAUACUAGCCUUGUUUGGAAACACGAUGGUCUGCUUGGCGGUGAAGCAAGAGAAAAAGUUACGAAAUAUGUUCAAUUAUUUUCUCAUCUCGUUGGCCUUGAAUGACAUGAUGUCUGCAACAUUGGUACUCCCUCUAUCAAUAAUAAAGACAGUCACAGGAUGUCUCCCAGUUCCCAAGAUGGUCUGUAUCACAUGGUAUAGCCUAGAUGUAAUGUUCACGUCCUCAACUAUAAUCCACCUGUGUAUGAUCUCAAUAGAUCGCUAUCGGACGUUCAAAGACCCCUUAGUAUAUGGUCUCCAACGCACUAAACGCAACACAGCUUUAAAAAUAAUAUUGGUCUGGAUAGUUGCGAUUUGCAUCGCAGGCCCCUUGUUCAUUCUCUCAAUGCUUGAUACACAUAUGGAUGAAAUGUAUUAUAAGGGAUGCGGUCCAGAGACACCGACUUUCGUCAUAUCAGCGACUGUGUCGUCAUUCUACCUUCCGCUGCUCAUCAUGACUAUUAUGUAUGUUUUAACUGUGAGAGAACUCUACAAGACACGCGGAAAGUCCAGAUAUACUCCCGCCCCUGAAGUUUGUAUAUCAGAGCCCCCUGGGAGCAAUGGGGAAAAACACAGAUUAAACCGCUCACCCAGUCAAGUAUCGAACAUGUCCUAUAUGUUUUACAAAGUGAAAGAUACGUUCAUGGAGAAGCGUAAUUCGAUGUUUGACUUAACAAGUGAGAGGAGACUAAGUGUCGGUAAAUACAAUAAAGACGCUUCUGCCAAGCGAAGUUCCAUACAACUUGAGCUAACUAAUGGAAAUAGAACAUUCAGUGCGUCAAGAUCAGACAUAGAUCUUUGCCUUGAAAAUACACACGCUUUAAGGUCGUGUCAAAGUUCACUUGGGAUAAACCACGAUAUUGACAAUAAUGUGAAAAAGAGCCGGUCCAAUCCCGAGGAUACAGGCAGUGUUCCAGGGAGCCCAUAUAGGCGUAACCUAGGCGACGAAUGGAAAGAGACAUCUAUAGGGAAUGGCAAUAACUAUCACCGCAUUCCGAGAGAUCGCCCAACUAAUUCUUCAACCAGGAGUCAAAGUAACGCCGACGCAAAAGCUCGGAAAGCUGUACAAGUUCUUGGCAUAUUAUUUGCAGUGUUUGUGAUAUUCUUCCUGCCUUUCUUCUUGGCAUACACAACAAUGAGUCUCUGCGUCCAAUGCCGACAAUAUAUCACACCCACAAUGGUGACAAUUUUCGAAUUCCUGGCCUACUCAGCCAGCAUGAUAAACCCAGUUAUAUACCAUAUAUUCAAUCCCGACUUUCGAAGAGCAUUUUAUAAAAUUCUACGCUGCAAAAAAGUACGAAGGACUUAUAAUGUAAGUUCAUAUAGUAAAAAUAGUUUACAUAAAACAUCCAGUGUCUAGCAUAGUCCUCACUUCUUCACUGGGUGGCUCAAGAUAAUGAAAACGUAAAAAGUUAGAACUAAAAGGAUUUCAAUGUAAAAUAUAUAUAAAAAUUGUCUUUGGUAUAUCUAGCCAUGCUUUAGCUUCAGAUAUGAAAUGUACAUGUAGGCACUAAGGAA
This is a messenger RNA of Owenia fusiformis, 2007 nucleotides long. NCBI's taxonomy places the organism in Eukaryota, Metazoa, Annelida, Polychaeta, Sabellida, Oweniidae. The record is from the annotation of a GenBank genome assembly.